Babesia ovata is the source of this 4257-nucleotide messenger RNA. RefSeq lists its product as uncharacterized. Lineage: Eukaryota; Apicomplexa; Aconoidasida; Piroplasmida; Babesiidae. The transcript has a single exon. The coding region runs from base 1 to 4257 and encodes 1418 amino acids. The record is from RefSeq and is a predicted model, not a curated record.
AUGCCUAACCUAGCACCUAAGCAAACGCCUCACCUACCACCUAACCAAACGGCUAACCUAGCACUUAACCGAAAGGCUUACCUAGCACUUAACCAAAAGGCUGACCUAGCACAUAAUUUAAGAUGUAACCUACUCGCUGCUUUGUCAUCUCCCUCCUCCGUUUGUCGCCUUGCCGUCACUCCCAAAGCAGCCUUCCUCAUCCCACCUGCCACGCCCUUUUUGCGUCCCACAAAUGGCGUCGACCUACACUCAGCUUGCCAAAGUGGUCUAAAAGUCAACGGCCUCGAGGCAAUUUACACCAAGAUCCACGAGCUGCAAACAACGACGUUUGCUACCAAACCCGCUGCAAUCGACAAAGCCGUCACAGCAAUUAAGGCGGAGCUUAAAGACCUUAGAGGGAAGUUGAAAGAUGGCAGUAAAAAAGAUGAUGUUAUUGAAAGGUUGACAGAUUUGCAAGGCGACGGUCUUGGUCAAUAUGCUUGGAACGGGAAGCAAACUCAAGAUGGUAAACCUCUCAGUGGCCUUGGGAAAAUUCAUGGUGACCUUCAAGGUCAGAAUACUGAAUUGGGCAAGCAAAACAAAAUUAUUGGAGAUGCCAUCGGCAUUCUUAAGUGGGAGAUAAACCAUCUGCUUGGCAGCAUGGGAAUGAAGUUGAAUGAUGAUCUAGCAAAUGAUGACAUUGUCGACCAGUUGGACUGGUUGGCGAAAAUGAUCGGUAAAAGUCAACAUGGAUAUAGGAGCAGCCUUCAAGCAAUUUAUGAUGAGAUUCAUUGGCAGCAAAAUUGGCCUCUUAUUACGAAUCCCGACGCAAUUGGUAAAGCCAACGAAGCAAUUAAAGCAGAACUCACUGCCCUUCAAGGUGUGUUGCAAGGCACCAAGGACAACGAUGUCAUUGAGACACUGAACGAUUUGAUGACCAAUGGACUAAGUGGAGAUAAGGUGUGGAAUGUUAAUGGUCAAGAUAAAAAAGGCCUUAAAAGCAUCGAAAGUGACCUUAAAGGUCAACAAACUACGUUGUCCACUCAACCCCAAAAUAUCCAGACUGGCGUUGACCAAAUCACCGGUGAGCUUACAAAGCUCCAGAAGCAGUUGAGUGAUGACGUCACCAAAAAGUUGGAUGACUUGAAAAACCAUGGCCUUGGCAGCAAACAAAAUUGGGAUAUUGACGAACAUUCUGCAAAAGGCCUCACUACAAUCACCGCAGACAUCGAGGCCAUAAAGUCCAAGGACGUCGACAAUGUUAAGCAUUAUCUUAUCGCCCUGUGCAGCGCUAUUAAGCAUAACGCAAGAGAUCUCAGAGACAUUUUAAAAGAAGUGAAGGAUAAUCUGAUCGGCGACUUGACAAAAAUAAAACACAAAUUUAGUGAUCUGCUGAGCGAGCAGGUGAGGCCUGUGAUAGCAGAGGUGAGAGGCUUUCUAAAAUUCCUCGACAACGGCAAGGUGCAACUCAUCAGGGAACUCACACAAUUCGUCGACAAGGAGAUCAAGGAAGCCGAAGAGACAUUGAUCAACGAGGCACGCCGGCAGUAUGUCUCCAACAUCAAGGAGCUUUUGAAGUUGUUCGCCCAGAAGGUGGAAGAGGAAUUAAGUCCCUUGCCUCCGUUAAUAAACGGGGAUCUGCAGAUAGGGUAUAAAGGGUUUGUGUAUGAUUUUCAGCAACGCUUCGUCACUCACAUCUCCCCUCUAAAGGGUACGCUGCAACUCGAGGCCCUGUCCACAGCCUUCAAGCGGUUCCACCUGGCGCUCUCGGGAUACAUCAGCGCAGAGAUCAGGAGAGUGCACAGCGAGGAGAGCAAAAAGAAGAAUCCCUCACUCCCACCGACAGAUGAUCACUACGCCGAGAGGCUUUACGGCGUCACCCAGGCGCUCGAGGAGUUGCUGGAACAUAUCACUAAGCAGAAACGUUUCGACCGAAGAUUACCUGAAAUGCUCGAUAAACUCGCCGAGGCAGUCGAAGCGCUGCGACCGGAGAAAUUCGCCAAAGUCACAACUCCGAUACUCGACGGCGUGGCGGAGGCAGCGGACAAGUUUGAAAAGGAACUGAGAACGGUGUACAUCUCCACAUACGACGGGGCGUUUGAGGGCCGCGUGCUAGUCGACGCGCGGAACAGCAGGGUGACGGCGGACGGCGAAAAAUGCGCGAAGAUACUGUUGACGAUUUUGCCCACUGUAUGCUCUGGGAUCACAAAGCUCAACGACGGCCUGGCAGGGAGGAAGCAAAAUUGGUGGGACUACAGAAUUCAUUCAGGCAGUCCGCUCGGCGAUUUCCUUGCCACAAGCGGAUUCACCGUGUCCACCGACGAAGGCCAAAACGACGCGGAGCUGCAGAACUCCGACGACAUGAAGGGUAAGAACGUCCAUGAAUUGCUCACUGAGAUGGUGCAGCACGCCGACCAAAAUGGACACCUCGGAAAAUGCCCCGCCGUUAAGCAAAAUGAAUCACAUGGAGAAAAUAAUUAUAAUAUCUUCGAUCUCCUUGCGUGCCUUUGUUGUCACCUAAAUGAAUACUAUGGGACGUGUCAUCUCGUAGUUCCACCGUCGCCUAGGACGCCGUGCAGCGUCUACCAAAUGCUCGUAUGGCUGACAGGCCUCCCGCACAACAGGGUGUAUGAGCGCCUUAAGCAACAGGUUAAAUCCGUGCUAAGCAACGCCGACGAUAAUUCCACAGACACCAAAUGGUACAUGGCCGCGCAGCCCAAAUCAGUCACCGCCACAAAUCUGGCCGCCGCCCUUCACGAUGUCACCUCCUACUCCCCUGCCCUGCUCACCAGGGUGCUCGGCUACGGCGACGCUAUGACAACGUACGCCGUUGACUUCUAUAGCAACGCACUGCAACUGUAUUACCCGCAGGACGCCGACGAUUGCCUGCACAUGAUGCUGCAUAUCCUCUGUCGAUUGCUUGUCGUGCUCAGAUUUCUGUUCUCUCAAUGCUCACUCCCCGCUCACCAUGGCGGCUGGGCGGAGUGCCAGUACGGCAAGGGCGUUCCACCAUACACGUGGCAGUGCAAUCCUCCACUCACCGCCCUGCCCAACCCUCACCCGGAGUGCUCCGAUAAAUCGCCCCUGAUGUCCUACCUCAACGACUGCCUCCCCGGCCACCUGCCUCACCAGUUGGUCUCUGUCGGCUGUGAGCCUCAAUGCAACACGUGUCCCAGCAGACCAAAUGGGAUGCCCUGUCUCACUCCCCUCGGGUUCCGGGGUUUCUCUGGAAGUACGAGGACAGGCAAGGAGCUGUGCAAAGUGCUGACCAAAUGGUUCGGCAACGAGCAUAUCAAAUCGCUGCUCAGCCUCUGUCCCAGACCGCCGGCUACGCUGGCUGAGCACUUCGGGUUUGCCUCAUCCCUCGUUGGUGGUUGGCAACACAGUGCUCUGCCGUCAGCCAUCGACGCCUUUCAAUCUGCGUUCACAGCCUCCAUCACCGGCCAGUCCAUGACACUCUACCGCGAGCCCGGCAAGCUCACAGAUGCUCUGCGUGAUGCUUACGGCAACGGUCGGAGCGGUCAUGGCAUUCAGCAUUCCACCGCCAAGAAUGCCGACCUGUCCAGCCUGUCGAUGGCAGACUGCUGCACGCUUUCCAACGACGCCAGCAUCAACUGCGCUCCCUACCUGAAUGCCCUGUGCAGCGAUGCGUAUCAUUGCUUACCUCACCGACACGCCGACCUCUACCUCUCAUGGGCCGUCUACCUCCCGUGGACACUGUAUGAUUUAUUGCAGUGUCUAUUCGCCGCUUUCCAGCAGAUCUCCUGCCGCGACUGGGGCUGCGGUGAUUGUUUUCACGAGGAACCUUGUGACCCGGGCAGCCACGGCGUCCCCAGUCCCCAGUCACCGGGGCACAGCUGCCGCUGCCGCUCCACAGUCCAGUGCAGGGGAGUGAUGCCGACCUUGUACAGUCACGGCCUCACCUUCAGGGACGCACCGGCGCUGAUAUCGCAGAACAGGAACUGUUUCAGCUUCCGCACUCAGUUGAGUUAUGUUAUACACUCUGAUUAUUUCAGAGAACUCUUUGACCAGUGUGACCAGUUCCUCUACCGUAUCCGUGCGCCCUUCCUCUUCACCAUCAUAGCACUCUGGCUCAUCGCCACGCUCUACAUCCUCGUCAUACUCCUCUACCGCAUGGACGUCCUGCGCAUCCGCUCGCACCUCCUCACCAACAGGGCCUCCCACCUCAUCGACGUCAAGGCUUUACUCGCCGGCAGCCGCAGGAUGCUCUCGCUCUACAAGGACGUCGAUUACUUCGACGACGACUUUCACUCAUGA